AUGCCGUCGCACGCCGCGGCCGCUCACGGACAGGUGAUCGAGUACAUUCAAGAUCGCCUGUACCUCGCCUCGUACUCUUCUGCGCCAGACCCCAACACGCCGUUUCCGUUCCCCUCACAGCAGGCAUCUUCUAGCAAGCGAACGGCCAAGGCUCCUCAGAGUCCGGUGAAAGUCGCCAAGCGCAAGUUUCCUGUAUACUUUACCGUCGACGAUACCCUCCUGUAUAACGCCUUCCACGCCGACUUUGGCCCCCUUCAUAUUGGUCACCUGUACCGCUUCGCCGUGCAUUUUCACGAAAUCCUCGGAGACCCAACAAAUUCUGAUAAGCCCGUCGUGUUCUGGAGCAGGCCCGAUGCUCGAAGUCGUGCAAAUGCGGCCUGCUUGGUCGCCUGCUAUAUGGUGCUGAUUCAAUCGUGGCCGCCGCAUUUGGCCCUUGCGCCUAUUGCCCAAGCCGAUCCUCCAUACAUGCCAUUUCGCGAUGCUGGUUACAGCCAGGCCGACUUUGUUCUUAAUAUUCAAGAUGUUGUAUAUGGUGUGUGGAAGGCGAAAGAAGAAGCCCUUUGUGGCCUGAAGGAUUUCAGCCUGGAAGAAUAUGAACGAUAUGAGCGUGUGGAUAUGGGGGAUUUCAACUGGGUAACCCCUCACUUCAUCGCUUUUGCGUCGCCACAACAGGAGCCCGUUGCACCCAUUCCUACCAACUCCGCCAAAUACGCUGCGCUUCCAAAGUCAAUUUCAGAAGUGAUGGCUUCGCAGCUCCCGCAGCCUUUCAAGAACGUACUCGCGCACUUUUCGUCUCGGGACGUUGGCCUAGUCGUCCGUUUGAACUCGGAACUCUACUGCCCGUCGUAUUUCACGGCCCUCGGUAUCGAGCAUAUAGACAUGAUCUUUGAAGACGGCACGUGUCCUCCUUUACCAUUGGUUCGACGAUUCAUCAAAAUGGCCCACGAAAUGAUUACCGUGAAAAACCGGGGAAUUGCUGUCCACUGCAAGGCUGGUCUGGGUCGCACCGGCUGCCUCAUCGGUGCUUACUUGAUUUACCGAUAUGGGUUUACCGCAAACGAGAUCAUCGCUUUCAUGCGAUUCAUGCGUCCUGGCAUGGUUGUCGGGCCACAGCAGCAUUGGCUUCAUCUCAACCAAGGCUCUUUCAGAGAAUGGUGGUUUGAGGAUACUAUGCGUGAGAAGCUUGCCCUGGCUGCGCCAGUCACACCCGGCCGCCAAACCACCAAGCAAAGACCAAGUAAUGGACAGACGGUAACUCCCCCCAACGGUAACCAACGAAGAUCAGCGCUCGGCGUAAUCGAUCAUAACGAGGGCGGAGCGCCUUGUGCCGAUGAGAAUCUGCCCGCGCCAACCCCCGGUCAACCGCGCAAAUCUCAUCGCAAGGAUUCUCGCCAUCACCCAUAUGCCCGCAAUGUGUCGGGCACUUUAGCUGUCAGUAACGAGGGGGAUAAAACUUCCGAUCGCAACACAGUUCGACGCUCUCAGCGUGGAGGCACCGAGGCUAGUGAAAGUGACGAGGAAAUCCAGAUGCGCAUGCUAGCUAAGCGGACGUCCAGGUCGCCUAGUGGCUCACCCGCACGCUCAAUCAGCUAUUCGGCUACCGUCACCGCUAGCUAUGAGUUACACGAGGACAGGGAAAACUGGGUGGAAUCCGGUGCGCCUGCACAGAAGACUCCCAGCAGUGCCAAGGUUGGCAUUCCCCUCAGCAAAAUCCGCUCCAGUCCUCGUCGAGUGACAGACAGUAAGAGUGAGACCAAGGGUGUUCGCAAAAUCAGUGGCCGGGUUGGCAGUGUUGGCACAUCAUCCCCAACGAGAGUGAAAUGA
Talaromyces rugulosus is the source of this 1824-nucleotide messenger RNA. RefSeq lists its product as uncharacterized. Gene Ontology annotation, cellular component: mitotic spindle pole body; nucleolus; mitotic spindle. Lineage: Eukaryota; Fungi; Ascomycota; Eurotiomycetes; Eurotiales; Trichocomaceae. Gene Ontology annotation, molecular function: protein serine/threonine phosphatase activity; protein tyrosine/serine/threonine phosphatase activity. The transcript is spliced from 3 exons. Gene Ontology annotation, biological process: protein dephosphorylation; positive regulation of cytokinesis; microtubule cytoskeleton organization. Bases 1 to 1824 code for a protein of 607 amino acids. The record is from RefSeq and is a predicted model, not a curated record.